GGGCCCAUUGGAUUUAAAGGGGCCGGAGCCCGAUCCCCAUUCGUGCCUCUUCCUCCUCCUCUUCCUCCCCUCUUCCUGCUCCUCUUCCUCCUCUUCCUCCCAUCACCAUGCAGAGAUUCCUGCCCCUGCUGCUCCUGGCCACUGUGGCCGCGGGGGACGAGACGCGCAUCGUGGGGGGUGAGAGCUGCCAGAAGCGCCGUCAUCCCUACCAGGUGGUGCUUAUGGGGCCGCAGAGGAACAUCCACUGUGGGGGGGUCCUCAUAGGGAGCUCCUGGGUCCUGACGGCCGCGCACUGCGACACCAAGAGCUCCAUCCCCAUCCGCAUGGGUGACCACAGCCUGAAGACCAAGGAGGGGACGGAGCAGUGCAUCUCCUCAUCCAAGGCCUUCAUCCACCCCAACUACAACCCCACAACCCACGACAGUGACAUCAUGUUGUUGAAGCUCCAGAAACCCGCACGCUUCACCCCACACGUCCACCCCGUGGCCCUGCCCAAGAGGUGUCCCCCCCCCAACACCGAGUGUGUGGUGUCGGGAUGGGGCAGCACCAGCAGCCCCGAAGGCUACUUCCCUGAUGUCCUCCAGUGUGGUGUGGUCUACACCAUGGCCAAUGAGCAGUGCAGCAAGCUCUACCCCAAGGGCAUCACCAAGAACAUGCUGUGUGCUGGAGUCAGCACUGGGGGCACCGACUCCUGCCAGGGUGACUCGGGCGGCCCCCUGGUGUGCCGGGACGAGCUCCAGGGCAUCGUGUCAUGGGGGAUGCAGGUGUGUGGGCAGCAGGGCAAGCCUGGGGUCUACACCCGCGUGUGUGCGUUCACCUCCUGGAUCCAGGACACCAUGAGGAGCAAUGGGAGCGCCUGAGCCCGCGGCCUCGCCCCCGUCCCGGCCUCGGCCUCCCCUCGGCCUCUACUGCCUCCCAUCGCCCCCUUAUGGCGCCUUCCGCAUGGAAUAAAGCCCUGGGAAUUGUG
Melopsittacus undulatus (budgerigar) is the source of this 967-nucleotide messenger RNA. Its product is annotated as trypsin-like. The transcript has 5 exons. NCBI's taxonomy places the organism in Eukaryota, Metazoa, Chordata, Aves, Psittaciformes, Psittaculidae. Gene Ontology annotation, molecular function: serine-type endopeptidase activity. The coding region runs from base 108 to 860 and encodes 250 amino acids. Gene Ontology annotation, biological process: proteolysis. The record is from RefSeq and is a predicted model, not a curated record.